Messenger RNA from Colias croceus (clouded yellow), 5145 nucleotides. It is a transcript of the gene rdgBbeta, whose product is annotated as cytoplasmic phosphatidylinositol transfer protein 1. The coding region runs from base 154 to 1056 and encodes 300 amino acids. Gene Ontology annotation, cellular component: cytoplasm. Gene Ontology annotation, biological process: phospholipid transport. The transcript is spliced from 8 exons. NCBI's taxonomy places the organism in Eukaryota, Metazoa, Arthropoda, Insecta, Lepidoptera, Pieridae. The record is from RefSeq and is a predicted model, not a curated record. Gene Ontology annotation, molecular function: phosphatidylinositol transfer activity; phosphatidylinositol binding.
UCAAAGAGUAAAGUAAUUUAUGUUAUACUUUGUCCAUUAAACCCAAGAGCUUAUUUUAUAACUUUUUUUGAGUAAGAUUUAAUAAUUUAAAAACCGACACAUACCUUUUAGAAAUAUAUAUUUACAGUAAUUCAAGCAUUUAUUUAUUCCAAAAUGGUUCUGACUAAGGAAUACAGGAUAUGCAUGCCUUUAACUGUAGAAGAGUACCGAAUAGGGCAGUUGUAUAUGAUAGCUCGCCACAGCUACGAACAAUCCACCACUGGCGAAGGUGUAGAGGUGAUAGCGAAUGAAGAAGUUAACGAUGAAGUAAAUGGAGUUGGUCAAUUCACCGAAAAGAGAAUACACCUUUCUAGUCACUUACCUUAUUGGGUCCAAAAUAUUAUUCCUAAACUGUUUUACGUAACUGAAAAGGCAUGGAAUUAUUACCCCUAUACUAUAACUGAAUACACAUGCUCCUUUAUACCAAAGUUUUCAGUGUCAAUACAAACCAGAUAUGAGGAUAACAAUGGCACUACAGAAAAUUGUUUACAUCUCACUGACGAGGAAUUAGCUCUCCGGCAAGUUGAUUUUCUGGAUAUUGCAUAUGAUGAAAUAAAACCACAUCACUAUAAAGAUAAUGAAGAUCCAAAGCUGUUUAAAUCAGAAAAGACUGGGCGUGGACCAUUGGUUGAAGGGUGGAGGGACACACACAAGCCUAUCAUGUGUUGCUAUAAGCUUGUCAAUGCUAAAUUCGAAGUUUGGGGCUUACAGACUAAAGUGGAAGAUUAUGUCCAAAGUGCAAUUCGCGAAAUCCUUUUACUUGGCCAUAGACAAGCUUUUACGUGGAUGGACGAGUGGUUCAACAUGCAGAUUGAGGAUGUGAGAAAUUAUGAAAAAGAUAUGCAAGCCAAAACAAAUAUCAAGGUAAAAACGGCUAUGGAAAACGCAGAGGGCCAGGAAACGAGUGAUAAUUCACAGCCAGAAACACCAAAAUCUCCGAAAUCACCAAAAACACCUAAAUCUCCGUCGGCUACCGGAACACCAACAGAAUCAAAAUCAUGGUUUUCAUGGUCAUAAAUAAAUGAUAUUAUAGUUUAAUUUCCUCGUAUGCCGGGUUUAGUUUGGGUUUUUGUAGAAUCUAUGUAAAAUUCCUUACUUUAUCGCUUUGAGAUUUGUAGCACAAUUAUAUUUUGCUUUUUAUUGUAACUUGAUUGCGCUUGUAGGUAAAUUAUACAUUUAGUUCAAUAAUCUUAUAGUAUUUUCUAAUCUUUAUCUGUUUUAUAUAAGGGAAGGAACGGCCUAUGAAAAUGUAGAAUAGAAUGGGUUAAUAUGUUUUCAUCACUGUUCACAUAUUUUCAAGAAUAAUUGUAAAUCGGUAUGUAUGUUGUUUAUCAAUUGGAUAACAGAGUAAAAAUUAUGUUGUUUGUGAUUCUAGCCAGAGCUUUUUCUAUACAGGCCAAGGGGUUAGGCAAUCAUGACAUCGAUAUCUUAAGUUUUCAUUAGAAAGUUACAUUUCUUCAAAAGAUCAAAAUAAUGUAUACUAUGAACAAAUAUUGGAAAUACAAUUUGUUAUUUAAAUGUAAAUUAUAGAAGUAUGAACGUAUUUAUCUUAUGAGAUACAUGUUCUGCGUGAUAGUGCGUGUUCUAUGUUGUAAGAUUAGUCCAUUAUUGAUAACAUCUCGGAGGAAAUACGACAUAUUUUUUCUCAUAUAUUUUCACGUAUAAAAAAAAUUAUUCAUAGAUUUACAUAUUGACUAACAGAAAAAGUAUAUUUAUGGCCAUUUUCACAAGUUGAUGAUUUGUCCUGUUUAUCUGUUAAUAAAAACGAUAAACAAUGAAAUAUGAGUGGAAUAAUGUUAAAUAUGCCUGUUAAUGUUUAAUACUGUCAACAGCAAGUUGUGAAAUUGGUUUUAAUAUGGAGUUUUCAUAUAAAGUACAAAGAAUUAACUAUUUCAAACAUAUUUUGGUGUGUAGUUGGGCCUAAAAGUGUUUAUGUAUUAAGUGUUAAGUGCGAACGUAUUUAUUUGUCUUGAAGGAACUUUUUCACGUAUGCGAUUUUGUUUGUAAUUUCUGUCUUGAAUUUAAUUGCAAUGUCUAUUACUCAUAUGAAGUUUAAGCUAGGAAAGAAUUUUAUAUUAGAUGUUUUAUUCGACGGGAUCAUGCUUUCUUUUAAAAGGUAAUACACAAAUACAUAACUACAUGUUUUAUGUUAGACUAUAAAUGACAUAUACCUACACGAGUUCUUUAACACUCUAUGAUGAAUUGUUUUUUUGUCACCAAAUUGGUGAGAUUGAGACAAUUAAGUACCAUCUUAUAAAGAGACAAGGAGGCCAUGAGAAGGAACCGAGCGGCGUUGUGUGCGUUCGUCAAGCUUGCGUACGUACAUUAAUUGGGGGCGUGGCCAAGCGCUCCGCGUACCUACAUGCAAACGGCGCGAUGUACCUUAUAGUCCAGUCUGUGGGGAAAUGUAAAAGCCUCUGCUCUACAAAAGGUGGCGUAGAAAAUGUUUUGAAACAAUAUUGUUUAGGUAUGAAAGGUUAAUAAAAAUCCAAGUUUUCGACCUUGACGGACCCAGGCGCUAGCCGCCAUCUUCAAUUAAAGGUGCUAAAAUUAGGUAUAUUUUAAAUAACUUCUCAAUUGUUUACUAAAUCACAAAAGUGUCUAUGAGGGGUUCAAAGAAGACAAAAUUACCUACAUUUUUUGCAUACAUGAUUAUUCUGUAAGUCUUAAAGAUAAAAAGUUACAAGCGACGGAAAUAAUAAUAUUUACAGAAAUCAUAUAAUUUUAAUUUUGUUUAAAAUUGUGCAGCUAUCAUUUUUUAAUUCUUUUUGAUGGCCCGGGCUGGUUAAUGGUGGCUUCUCCAUUAUCGUCAAAUUUUCUGUUUCAUUGUCUGUAUUUUUAGUUUCCAACCAUGAAAUUUCGUCGUCAUCACAGUCUUCGUUAUCUAUCUGAAACUCUACUGCAUUUUCACACAGCUGACCACUACAUAAUCCACAAACAAUAGAGCAUUUUAAUCCAGCUUUUCUGCAACUACAUGCUUUGCUGCAUCCUUUUUUACAGUGGCAAGAAAUUACACUUAAAAGCAUCUGAGAUGCUGCUUUCUCUGUCGUUGUUAUUGGAGUGAGCCUAUUGGUGUCAUAUCUCCAGCCCCAGUUUUCUGGAUUUUUUUCAAUUCUAUACCAUUUUUGGACUUGGUGGUAUGUCCUAAACGCAUGAUACCAUGCAGCGUCCUUUGUUGGCGGCAAAAAAGCAAGUUUAAAUUUACUUUUUAUUGAUACGACCUUAUCCAUGUCCCCUCUGUACAAAGUUACUAGAAAGCGUGCUCCAGCGUCUUCGAUUUUUUCUGGUCAUGACGACGAAAUUUCAUGGUUGGAAACUAAAAAUACAGACAAUGAAACAGAAAAUUUCAGCGAAGAUAAUGAAGAAGCCACCAUUAACCAGCCCGGGCCAUCAAAGAGAAUUAAAAAAUGAUAGCUGUACAAUUUUUAAACAAAAUUAAAAUUAUAUGAUUUCUGUAAAUAUUAUUAUUUCCGUCGCUUGUAACUUUUUACCUUUAAGACUUACAGAAUAAUCAUGUAUACAAAAAAUGUAGGUAAUUUUGUCUUCUUUGAACCCCUCAUAGACACUUUUGUGAUUUAGUAAACAAUUGAGAAGUUAUUUAAAAUAUAACUAAUUUUAGCACCUUUAAUUCAAGAUGGCGGCUAGCGCCUGGGUCCGUCAAGGUCGAAAACUUGGAUUUUUAUUAACCUUUCAUACCUAAACAAUAUUGUUUCAAAACAUUUUCUACGCCACCUUUUGUAGAGCAUAAAUACCUACAGACUGGAUUAUUAGUUCGAAGAUAUUAGAUAUCUUCCGUUUCUCUACUAUGCAAUUACUUUUGGUUAUUCGUCAGUUCAUUUGAGCGAUUGAGUUACUUUAUCAUUCCUUGGUCAGAAUAAUUUCCUAUUUAUUAUAAAUAAUAAGCGGGUAUACAUUACAGCGGUUUUUUCGUUAAAAUUGUUUGCUUUAAAUUAUGUAUUCAUGGGCUAGAAAAGAGUGGGUUGUUAAUUGAUAUUUUUUAUUCAAGUUACCUAUUAUUGUUAGCAGUAGAAAUAGAAUUUAGUUUUAAGUAUAAUAAUUGAAUAGGUGAAUUUCUCUAUGUUAUUAAAUAAAUUGAUUUAUGAAGCUUUUUUUGCGUCAAUGAGGGAUGGUACAAAUUGAAUUUUAUCAUCAUAUGACACAUUUAAACCUUUUUUAAUAGUCUCGAAUCCAAAGUUAUCAUUUAAUAUUAUGUACUUGUUAAAGGUAACAUUCCAAAAUUUUAGUUCUGAUCAAAGUUAAUAUACUAAAUAAAAAUGGAUAUAGUGUGAUGGACGAAUUGAUACACUCUAUCCUACGUUAAAUAACAACCGCUUUAGUGGGAUAUUAAUAAAAAAUAAAAAAUUGGAAAAGGUCCGUUUCCCCAUCAAAUACAAUGUAUAAAUAUAUGUUUACUUGUCUAUGCUCAAUGCUUAUACAAGAAUAAUUGCCUAAUUGAAGAAAAUCGAUCGGCAGAUGUGAUAGUACUUCCACUAUUGCCCUUCUUAAUGCAGGACGCACAUCGACUACAAAUAAGACACGAAUCGAAUUUUCUUCCUCAGGAUCAUAUAUUAUACCGUUUGUGCAUUUCCUUUUAACUUUCGUUGUAAAUGCAAGCACGUAUUGUGAAAUGCACAAAUAGAAGCAUGCUUUAUGUUAUUUUUGGAUUUAAAUAAUCACGUAAAAUAUAAAAUCACUAGAUAUCUGCCCGCGGCUUCGCCCGCGUUUUAAAAGAAAAACCGACAUUGUGUAUCGGCACCUGUGGAAUUUCCGGGAUAAAAAACCCUAUGUUUUAUUCUGGGUCUUCAGCUACCUACAUACAAAAUUUCAUUGUAAUCGGUUCAGUAGUAUUUGCGUGAAAGAAUAAAAAAACGUUCAUUCUCACAAACUUUCGCAUUUGUAAUAUUUGUAGGAUUAGAUUUGUUGGAAUGUUACUUUGUGACCAAAAAAGAGCUUUCUGCAUAUUGUUAUUUGUCUAUUAAUUGAUAUCGAUACAGUUGUUCGGUUAUUUCCUACUAUCGUUGAAUGUAUGUGUUAUAUUGUUAUUGACGUCGUGCUUUCAUAUCAUUCAAUGAAGAAUUAUUAAGUGUAAUACAUAUUUUAAGAAUA